UGAAUCAAAUAUGAAAAUCAAUUAAAUUAAAAACCGAAUAAACCUUUUUUUUUUUUUUAAAUUUUAGGUUUAGAUUUUUUUUACAAACAAUAAAGCUAAGCUAUAAGUUGUAACCCAUUUUGGGCUUUUUAUCUUCACUGUUUAACUUCAAACAUUCAUACACUGCUUUUAUGUUUCUGCAAUCUUCCUCCUCCACCUAAAACACCUUCAAAAUGAAAGCAGCUCCACAAGAUUUCAUUGCAAUGCAUAAUAAGUCUCAUUCUUUAGCUGUUAUGUGAAAGAAAAAAAAAUCAAACACCCACUGAAGAAAUUGAAAGCAAAAGAACUGAAUUUUUUGAGCAAACUUCAGUGGAAAGAUGUUUCCAACAAAGCCUUUGCAACGCAGCUCCAAUGGCAUAGUGCACCAGGUAAUGUCAAUGAUGGUUCAAAACCGACCCUUCGAUGCUCAACUCGCUUCUUCAACAAUUUCAAAUCCAUGGACAACUGAUUCAGUUUCAGAUAUCUUAAGAUCCGUUCCCAAGUUCUUUUUUCAAUCCCUUCGUUCCAUUGGCCGUCAAAAAGGUUUCCGCCACCGUGCUCCUUUAAAGCAAAGAAACCUUAAACAAGAGAAAUUUAAGAUUUCCCAUAAUGUUCUUCUCCUUGGGCCUGCUGCUUAUAGAGAUCCCGAAAGGGUAGCUUUAGGACUAGAUAAAGCAAUGGAAUUCUAUUUAUGGGUGGAAAAGUUUUUCGGGUUUUCUCAUAAUGAGAAAACUUGUAAAGAAAUGGCUUUUGUUUUGGCUAAAGGUAAUAAUUUGAAGGGUCUUUGGGAUUUUCUAAAGGAAAUGUCUAGGAUUGAUAAUGGGAGUCUUGUUACUACUUCUUCUAUCACCUGUUUGAUUAAAGUCCUAGGAGAAGAAGGGUUAGUUAAUGAAGCAUUGGCUUGUUUUUAUAGAAUGAAGCAAUAUCAUUGCAAACCUGAUGUUUUUGCAUAUAAUAUGAUUAUUCGUGCCCUUUGUAGAGUUGGGAAUUUUAAUAAAGCAAGGUUCUUGUUGGAACAAAUGGAAUUACCAGGUUUCAGAUGUCCACCUGAUGUGUAUACAUAUACAAUUUUGAUAAGUUCUUAUUGUAAGUUGAGUAUGCAAACCGGAUGUCGAAAGGCGAUUCGAAGGAGGCUUUAUGAGGCGAAUCACUUGUUUCGUGAGAUGUUGUUUAAGGGUUUUGUCCCUGAUGUUGUGACUUAUAAUUGUUUGAUUGAUGGUUGUUGUAAGACGAAUCGAAUCGAAAGGGCUUUGGAACUUUUCGAAGAUAUGAAUAAAAGGAAUUGUGUUCCAAACCGGAUCACCUAUAAUUCUUUCAUUAGGUACUAUUGUGCUGUUAAUGAGAUUGAUAAAGGUAUUGAGAUGAUGCGGAGGAUGCAACGGAUGAAUCAUGGGGUAGCAACAAAUAGUUCGUAUACUCCGAUUAUACAUGCUCUGUGUGAAGCUGAAAGGGUGUUGGAGGCCGAGGGUUUUCUUUUUGAGUUGAUCAGAGGGGGAUCUAUCCCAAGAGAGUAUACAUAUAAGUUAGUUUGUGAUGCACUGAAUUUAGUAGGAGCAGCCAAUUUGAUCGAUGAUGAGAUGCAUAAAAGAAUAAGAGAUGGUAUCGGUAGCAGAUGUAGACAGGUUAUGAAAGUGAAACAUAUGGUAUCGGUAGCAGAUGUAGACAGGUUAUGAAAGUGAAACAUAUAACGAGUCACAUACGGACAGCAAGGAUGGUGGAGGAAGUUUAGCAAUCAAGGAAAGCUAUUUAUACUCAACCAUGUAAAGCAAAGCAGACAAGAAGUCGGUCGAUUGUUGGGGCACUCUGGUGUUUUCUGCUACAUAUGCAUGUCCAAGAAAAGUAAAGGCACUGGUGACAACCGUGGAGGCCAUUGCAUGGUGGAAGUGGUGCUAAUCCAGGGGCAACCAUUACUGCAGUAGGUGUAAAUAGUGGCACGACAGCUGGUCGUGCUUGUGGGGCAGACAGUAACAAUAGCAAGGGUGGCUGCAGUGGCGGCAGUGGUGGUGGCUAUCACUAAGUAUGCUAUUGUUUCCCAAGGGGAGGAAAAAACAAUAGAAGUGCUGUUAUUGGAAUAGAAAGGUGUAAAUGUUUCCUUUUUCUUGCUUUUCUCCAUAGCUUUUUGAUAUUACGAAUUCUAAAUUUCAAUGGAAUUAAACUAAAAAAUUGUGGUUCUUUGUAUAAGUUGAAUUAUUGUUUGUAGAUUAGGUGAAAUUAGCAAAGAUUCUGAUAACUUUGCGGGCUACUAGUACUUGAUUACCUGUAUGUAAACUCUGUUUUCUUGAUGUUCACUUUCACUGCCUAAAAUUCCUCAAGAAAAUUUUCAGGCAUAAUUUGAUCUAGAGCCUUGUUUA
This is a messenger RNA of Gossypium arboreum, 2369 nucleotides long. RefSeq names its product pentatricopeptide repeat-containing protein At1g77405. Lineage: Eukaryota; Viridiplantae; Streptophyta; Magnoliopsida; Malvales; Malvaceae. The record is from RefSeq and is a predicted model, not a curated record. The transcript is spliced from 2 exons. Bases 357 to 1691 code for a protein of 444 amino acids. Gene Ontology annotation, molecular function: protein binding.